Molecule: messenger RNA, 4373 nt
Organism: Durusdinium trenchii
Lineage: Eukaryota; Dinophyceae; Suessiales; Symbiodiniaceae
Source: the annotation of a GenBank genome assembly
AUGGCUGUGAACAUUGGCAGCCUUGGUCGACACAAAGGGAUAAGCCGAAGCGGUUUGAGUACUGUUCUGCAAGAGCUCAAAGAUAAGGAGUUCCCAAGUGCGACGUCAAGACAAACGAUCAAAAGACGUCGAGACGAUGUGGUGGAUUUGGACACUCGUUAUGGCAGAAUUCUGCAAUCUUGGCGCACCACACUCUUGCCGGUAGAGCAGAAGAAGACGAAAAAGACUGGCUCGGCGACCAAGCCGAAAUCAGAAAAAACCGUUGAUUUUCCGUUUGUCCAGCCAAUCCCUCUGCUUAGCCACAUGUGCAUGGAAUGCACUGAGUUUUCAGGUUUCAUGCUGAAGGUACUGGAUCAACAUCGGCCAAGCCAGGAGAACCCGCUCAACUUGAUUGCGUAUUCCGACGCCAUCUCACCUGGGAACGUUCUGGCGCACAAUCAGGGCCGCAAGGUUGAAUGCAUUUAUUGGUCAAUCAAAGAAUUUGGCGACUUGGCGCUGACCCUUGAGAAGAAUUGGUUUUUGCUUGGCAUAGCACGUUGUGACUAUGUAAGGCGUUUGCCAGGCAAGAUGAGCCAGUAUUUCAAAGAGGCAUGCGAGCGCUUCUUCAGUCCCCUCGACAUGAGGCACGGAGUUCAACUUGCAUUCCCUGAUGGCACUCGCGUAAUGUUAUUCUGUGAAUUGUCUAUAGUGGUCGGCGACGAAGUCGCUCUGAAGGAGGCAAUGGAAUUUAAAGGGGCCUCCGGCAGUCUACUGUGCCCGAUAUGCCGGAACGUGGUCGACUGGAAGAGCGAGCUUCACCUGCACUCAACGGAGUUUGUGCCUAGCAAUAGGGUUACGCUGAACGGUGUGGACCUCCACUCAGACAAAACUCUUCUGGACACGGUGAAGUACUUAGCGGAUUGCAGCCGUGACGACCGGAUCACUCCAUCUGCAUUCAAGAAGCUGCAACAAUCAUUGGGGUACAACCACAGUCCCGAUGGUUUCCUGGGGUCAAGCAUCUUGACACUGAGGCCAAUAUCCAGUAUAAUGUGUGACUGGAUGCACACCUACUCGGUGUCUGGCCUCUGGAAUGUUGAGUGCGGCGCACUAGUCGCGAGGCUGUCUGCGAGUGGAGUGACACAAGAGACGCUGAACGCCGAGCUGCACCGCUUCACGUGGCCAAAGGCCUAUGCUGGCAAAAACACUUCCGGCAUAGGCAUCUUCGAGAAGCAAGACCAAGAUGGAGACAUCAAAUGCUCGGCCAGUGAAUGCUUGUCAAUAUACAGCGUGAUUCGCUUCGUCCUCAAGGAGAUGGACCUUCCAGGAUUGCGAGAAGAGUGCGCCAGCUAUUUCCGCCUUUGCAGAGUUUUGGACUUGCUGGUUCACCAAAAGAAGCACGGGUGGGACGCUGCUGCUCUUCAAGAGGCAAUCGAAAACCACUUACGUGGGUACGUUGCUCUCUAUGAGCGUUUUCUGCCAAAGCAUCAUUACUCCCUGCACCUGCCCUCCCAGUGUACCCAGCACGGGACAUUAGUCUCGUGCUGGGUGCACGAGCGGAAACACAAGUUCAUCAAGCGUCACGCAAACCUUAUUUGCAACACAUGGGGCCAAUUUGAAAGGUCCGUUAUAGUGGACGCUAUGGGUGACAUGUUGGCUGACCUCACAGGGUCUGCGCAUGAGCCAUAUUACGGAGGGCUCUGCUCCCCUUCUCCAGCACCCGCUUCUGCUUGCAGAGAGCUCAGCAAGAUUGGUUUCGAUGGACCCAUGCUUGUGGCUCGCUCGGCGUACUACGCCCCAGGCAGUCGAGCUUGGGCAGGAGAUGUGGUUGCGUUGGUCGAUGACAUGGGUGAUCGGCAGCAUGGGCAGGUCAAUUUCUUUGCCAAGUGCGGCGAUUGCAAUCUUUGUUGUGUGACACAUUGGGUGGCACAGGGUGGAAACAAGUUUCGCAAAGGGCCAGAUUCGUUCGUGGCAGAUCUCUCUUACAUAGUGGAUGUUUGCAUCCACUGUGAUGCUGACCCCGGCAUGGCCAAAAUUGCUGACCUGGAAUCCCCGUCGACUGACCUGGUGACCUCUUCGACCAGGGUCCCGUCCUCGGCCGAGACUGAUCAGACGCCUUCUAUUUCAUGGCCGCGUCACCUUUGCUCACAAAGCUUCAAGUCCAGAUUGCAGUUGACAGCACAUCUUCAAGAACAUCAACAGCAGUUGCAUCGAUAUGACCCCAAAAGGGACUCAGUUGCAGGUGAACCUGCAUGCUCCCAUUGCGGUCUUCUGGUGACCUCCAUGGAUGCACUCCGCUACCAUAUCACGAAGGGGCAUUGCAAACACUUUGAUCCUCGCAAACAAGUCCCAGAAGUUGCCAUCAGCCAUGAACUCAAGGCUGCCAUGCUGACUGGACGACUUGGUCCCUAUCUUCGUGAAGCAGGUGCUCGGACCUUUUUGACUGUGCAUGCUUGUGUUGUGGCCGAACAUUCUCGGGAGCACGUGAGCUCUCCCGCCAUUUGCAAGAAAGGUUGGGGCCUGUCGGAAGCGGGUGCAAAAGAUCAGGAUCCAUCCAAGAGGGCCAGACUAGGUCCAAGCAAGCGCGAUCGACAGACUGUGGACCGGGAACCCCCUCUACGAGAUCUCAUUCGAGCUAUGGGUCAGCUGAUGCUACGGCGCGACCAGGACCUCCAAGCGACUGCACAGCAGGAUACAUUCAUUCUCUUCUUGGUUCCAAGCCCAGAGGGCAGCAUUCCACUCCUCCGGGCGGCCCAUCGCCAAUGGACGGACCUCAAGGAGAAGACCACCACUCUAAGAUCUCACCUGAUCUUGGCUCUGCUGCGAGAGUUGCAACGACGGCUCCUGAAGUUGAUGGCCUGCAACGAUCAGGACCCUCUGAAGGUCACCAUGGUAAAGAAUGGCAUCCUGUUGGAGGAUCAGACUUGGCCGUACACUCAGUGGGACUCGGCCAGCAAGAAGCUCAUCCUGUCCAAAACGAAGACGCCCAUGUCCAUGACCGUGGCACAAGAACUCCUGGAAGGGCUCCUCACCUUGGUCAAGGAGGACGGGGCGAUCCAGAAAUUUCAUUCCUUGAGUCGUCAGGAGGCCACCAAGAGCCAACCCUGGAAGCUUCAGCCUGUGGCAAAUUGCGGGCAUUCAGAUGAAGCCUCAUACACUGAAGGUAUCACCCCUGGCCGUGAAGGUCAAGGACAUGCUACAACAGCUUUGAUGGAAGCUGACCGCAGUCAGCUGGCACGCAUUGUUGCCGGAUGGGAGUUGCAGAACCCGGCCAACCAUUGCUACCUCAACUCGUCCAUGGAAGCUAUGGUUUGGGCCACUCUGCAUCGACAGCAUUUCUCCUUUGAAGAUUGGGGUGUUCUCCAGGCGGGUCUGCAGACCAUGGUUCAGAGAGGAUCCACUUCCCUUUUGCUCCUUGAGCUGGAGGCGUUUCGUGACCACUUGGCUGCUUGGAGUGGGGCUCAACAGCAUGAUGCUGUUGAAUUUACGUUGUUUCUCAUGUCCAAGAUGGACACUGCGAUUGUGCACAGCCUUUGGGAACGAAGGUUUGCUAGGGAGUCUGGUGCGGUAAAAAGACACGUAUCUGCAGCGGGCAAUCUCAUGAUGCACUUGAAGGUGAUGCCGGACCCUGUUCAGUUUUUGCAUCAGUUGAUUGAGAACUGGCACACAGAAUCUGGCAUGCUCACUGCAUAUUCCCACCUAUACAGACUCCGACCUUUGGCAGGCACCAUGACCGGUCAGAAGCUCAUGUCUCGCGUGCACUUAGAUGCUGUGAUCAGGCUUCCUCGGUUUACAGGAGAUGACAUACUGAUUGAGCACCACGAGUACAUCCCCAUCGCUGCCUUGGCGCAUCUGGGAAGGUCCGGAGCUGGCCACUAUGGAGCGGCGUUGAAAUGCUUUGAUGUCACUUCCACUUCUGAGUGGCUGCUGUGUGAUGACGACGUUCGCGCAGAGCCGACCUCACGUCUCCCUGGAUGGUUUGAGACGCAAGUGGAAAGGCAACACUUUGACUGUGCUUACGGCCUGGAGCUGUACGUGGAGGUUCCAUUUGCGGCCUGGCUUGUGUAUCUCUUCAUGACGCAGGACCACCGACGAUAUUUGGUGGAGCUGGUGGGUCUAACUGUCCAAUUUGCAGGAACUGUGGUCUACUACUUGCCUGGCUUAAUGCGGGGUGAGCAUGAAUGCUGGUUGAGUUAUGCAGACAAGUUCUGUGGAAGCUUCUGGAUCGCAUUUCCCGCGUACGUCUUCAUUCGCACACUGAAGAAUGCAAGGAAUGACGCGAACGGCAAGAAGCAAAAGCAGAAGUGAGCAGAUGGACCUACUGAGUGACCUACUGGAUUUUGAUCAGAGUCAAUCUUCAGUAGCAAAGCGUGAACCGAUCCAGAAAAAAGAAGUGG